Messenger RNA from Oncorhynchus gorbuscha (pink salmon), 1277 nucleotides. Its product is annotated as cellular retinoic acid-binding protein 1-like. Gene Ontology annotation, cellular component: nucleus; cytosol. The transcript is spliced from 4 exons. Gene Ontology annotation, molecular function: fatty acid binding. Gene Ontology annotation, biological process: fatty acid transport. Lineage: Eukaryota; Metazoa; Chordata; Actinopteri; Salmoniformes; Salmonidae. The record is from RefSeq and is a predicted model, not a curated record. The coding region runs from base 453 to 872 and encodes 139 amino acids.
UGGACAUUGACUCCCAUCGUUUAUCAAAGAAAGAUCUUAAAUUUAUCACAACUACAAUAUUGGUUUAUAUUGGAAACCAUAAUCACACUCAGCGCUUUAUUAUAUUGCUGUGAUGGUGACAUCCAUGGUUCUUUUCUUUGAAAUUCAUUCCAUUUAAAUGUCCUAUUUAUAUUGCAGGCUUGAAACGAGACCACCUGAACCCCUGUCCAUCUGUCAUUUAAAAUGGUCAUUAAGAGGAGGACAUUUCACUCACUACAGGACUAGAGAGAGAGGAGCAUGCUGGGAGGGGUUAUUACACACACACAUAGAGAGAGGAGCUUGCUGUGAGGGGUUAUUACAGAGAGAGAGAAAGGGAGAGCGUAGGGGAGGGAUAGUGGGACAGUGAGCUGAGGAGAUACAGAGCAUAUCAAGAGGCAGAGAGAGACCGGUACACGUCGUUCCUUCCCAAGAAAAUGACCAAUUUCGCAGGCACUUGGAAAAUGAGAAGCAGUGAGAAUUUUGAUGAACUACUCAAAGCACUUGGCGUCAAUGCUAUGUUGAGGAAGGUGGCUGGUGCUGCGGCGUCCAAACCUCACGUGGAGAUCAGGCAGAAUGGGGAGCAGUUCUACAUCAAGACCUCCACCACCGUGCGCACCACCGAGAUCAACUUCCUCAUAGGCCAGGAGUUCAAUGAGGAGACGGUAGAUGGCAGGAAGUGCAAGAGCCUGGCCACAUGGGAGACCGAGAGCAAAAUGUACUGCAGGCAGACUCUCCUGGAUGGCAACGGCCCAAGGACCUUCUGGACCAGAGAGCUGAGGGGAGAUGAACUCAUACUGACCUUUGGGGCAGACGACGUGGUUUGCACACGGAUUUACGUACGAGAAAAUAAAUAACGUAGCUACAGGACCGACCAGGACCAUCAUAAUGGGCUCCAUCCCCCUUGGUACAGCUGCAGUAACUCUCCAACACAUCCAUCUUCAGAGACAUAUUCCAUAACAUAGCAUCAUAUAUCAGAUUAAACAGACAUUUACCAUGCUUCAUGUAACUAGACCAAACAUGCAAUUGUAUUUAGACAACAUUGUUUCUCAUGUCAACUGCCACUUUAAUAAAACAAUGUUUCAUCCUUUUUGUAUUUACAGUGUUUUGUCAGUAUUGGCAAUGAGACGAUAUAUCAUUUCAAUAUAUUGUAUUAUUUGGUCAGGGAGUACGAAGUCCAUGCAGCCAAAACACGUCGGUUUAAAAAAAACGUUGUUUCUAUUGAACAUGCCACACUAAUAAAGGCAAUUUAAUUAAUUAUA